Messenger RNA from Rhododendron vialii, 2586 nucleotides. Its product is annotated as inactive glucose-6-phosphate 1-dehydrogenase 4, chloroplastic. The record is from RefSeq and is a predicted model, not a curated record. Gene Ontology annotation, biological process: glucose metabolic process. Gene Ontology annotation, molecular function: NADP binding; glucose-6-phosphate dehydrogenase activity. NCBI's taxonomy places the organism in Eukaryota, Viridiplantae, Streptophyta, Magnoliopsida, Ericales, Ericaceae. The transcript is spliced from 12 exons. Bases 310 to 2391 code for a protein of 693 amino acids.
CUAACUGCUGAGAAACCGGGAAAAAAAUACUACUACUCCAUUAAUACGACAAUUUAUCCGACAGGGGGUGGGGGUGAGUCGGGUGACCUAGCUAGUCGAAAUGAUGAUGAUCAACUACCCUCAUCCUUUCCUAUGGGCUCUGGACCCAUACAGACCCGCCCCUGUAUUGUCAGAAAAACCCACAACCUUUCGAACCAAUUCCAUCGGAUACGGUGCCGGCUUGACAAUCCCUUGCUUAACGGGUUGAACAUCAAAACCCCGAAAAACAACUCACUUCCAAGAACGUUUUAAUAGUCACAUCGAAUACAAAUGUCAUUGAUUUCAGUUUCUUCUCCGUUGAUACUCUCUCCACCCACAUGGGUUUGUCGCCGGAUCGAUUCAAGGGUUUCUCUCUCUGCCACCCCAGUCCGUAGCUUCACGGUAGCAGCAAAGAACUUGCCUUCAGCAAUAGAUGGCUGCAGUGUGUUGUAUGGGGGUGCCUGCAAGUUUUCUAGCUGGUUUUGUGGGUUAAAAUUUUGGAUACCUCAAAAUCUAGACCUUGGGCGGGUCAGUAGAAAACGUGAACAGGGUAAUGAUUUUAGGAAUGCACAAAUUCAAGAUGACGAUCACUCUGAGUGUGCGAAGUCAAAUCUAUCACACGAACAACGUGUUUCUGAAGGAGCAUCAGCAAUCAGCUUGCCUAACGACUCAGCAGAGGGACUGAAAGACACAAGUUCGCAGCAUGGGGAAACUUCUUUACCAAAUGUUCAACCGUCAAUUUCUACUGGAAUAGCAACUGCCAUGGAGUCACCUUCAUCUUUUUCUGCUGAAGGGGCACCAAAGACAACUCCGCUACAUGGAGGAAGUUCUGACCCUAAUGGUGAACUUAAUAUUUCCACAAGAACGGUUGCUUCCCUGGAAUCUCCUUCAUCUUUGCCAAAAAUCCGGUCUUCCACUGUUGCUGCUUGGAAAGGUGGAGCACCCUCUCUUGGCAUUGCUGUGAUUGGCGCUACUGGUGAACUAGCACGGAAUAAGAUUUUCCCUGCACUCUUUGCUCUGUACUACAGUGGCUUUCUUCCCGAGAAUGUAUCUUUUUUUGGAUAUUCGAGGAAGACUUUGACAGAUGAAGAUCUCAGAUCCAUGAUAGCAUCAACUCUUACUUGCCGCAUUGAUCAUCAGCAAAAUUGUGGGGAUAAAAUGGAUGCUUUUCUCAGUCGAACAUACUACCUUAAUGGAGGGUAUGACAAUAAAGAAGGGAUGUCAAAACUCCAUGCUCGAAUGGAACUGAUUGAGGAUGAGUUUAAAGCAAACAGAAUAUUUUACCUUUCUGUGCCACAAGAAGCACUUCGAGACGUUGCAACCUCUCUUGCUGUGAAUGCCCAGACAAAGAAGGGCUGGAAUCGUGUAAUAAUUGAGAAACCAUUUGGUUUUAAUCCAGUGUCUUCUCAUCAGUUGACCCAAUCUCUUCUUUCUACAUUCCAGGAGGACCAACUAUAUAGGAUAGAUCAUCUUCUGGGAAGGAACAUCAUUGAAAACCUUACCGUUCUCAGAUUCUCUAAUCUUGUUUUUCAGCCACUGUGGAACCGAACAUACGUACGCAAUAUACAGAUCAUUUUGUCCGAAGACUUGGCUGUGCAGAUGCAAGGAAGGUAUUCUGCUGAAUAUGGAAUUAUUGGGGAUAUCAUACAGAGUCAUAUACUCCAGACAAUUGCAUUGCUUGCUAUGGAGCCACCAAUAAGUCUUGAUGGUGAAGAUAUACGAAAUGAGAAGGCCAAGGUUUUGAGAUCGAUCCGUAAACUGGAACCUAGUGACGUCAUUCUUGGUCAGUAUAAAGCUAGCUCAGAGGACAAGGUUCAUAUUUAUUCGGAUACUCUGACACCCACGUUCUUUGCUGCGGCUUUGUUUAUUGACAAUGCACGGUGGGAUGGCGUGCCUUUUCUAAUCAAAGCUGGAAUGGGACUGAUCAAACAUAGAGUGGAGAUACGCAUACAGUUCCGUCAUGUUCCUGGCAACCUUUAUCGUGACCGAAUCGGCCAUAACAGUGAUCUUGCAACUAAUGAACUGAUUUUAUGCGAUGUGCCUGAUGAAGCCAUCCUAGUAAGAGUUAACAAUAAGAUUCCAGGACUAAGUUUGCAGUUGGAUGCUUCUCAACUGAAUUUGCUGUAUAAGGAUAAGUACACUGCAGAGAUACCUGAUUCAUAUGAGCAUCUUCUUCUUGAUGUCAUUGAUGGAGACAACCAUCUGUUCAUGAGAAGUGAUGAGCUUGCUGCUGCCUGGAACAUUCUGUCUCCGGUUUUGCAAGAGAUAGACAAGAAAAAUAUAGCGCCAGAGCUGUAUGAGUUGGGUGGUAGGGGUCCCGUUGGAGCCUUCUAUCUCUGGGCGAAACAUGGUGUUCGCUGGGUUGAGGACUAGUGAGCCUCUCUCUCUCUCUCUCUCUCUCUCUCUCUCUCUCUCUCUCUCUCAUGCGUGCGUAUGUUAGCUUCCUGAUUGUGAUUUGGAUACAAGUUAUCAGUGAGUAAUUAGCGUUCCAAUAACCAUUUAAACAUAAAUGGAUGUACCGUGGAGUUGCUAUCUAUAUUUAUUCUCCAACAGUUGCUAUCUCUUUCA